GUCAAUAAAGGUUAUACAAACAGGAACCGGAACUGACGUUUAGCACCAGCGAGUUGCCUGACUCUUCUCUUAAGCUUUCUUUUGCCCAAAAAAUAAAAAGUCACGAGCAUAAUUAUGAGUUAAAUUGUUUGUUUAUGAGGGAAACAUUUGUUACAGGCUGUGCUUACUUUUCUACCAGCUAAGUGGCCUGUUAAAAUGAACGUCAGUAUUAGUUUACCUUCUUCCUUAGCUUAGCUGCUGCUUUGUGACGCCUGACUCCAGUGAAGCGUCGAAGCUGACUGACUCUGUGAGUGAGUGAUAAUGGCGGAUCCUGCACGGAUCCAAACUGACCGCACACCUGAGAGACCAGCUGCCGGCCAAGAUGAGCAGCCUAAAGCUAAGGCGAGUGAGGACAGAACGUUUCCUGUUCCGGAAAAGACUGUGGACGAAUCAAAGGAGUCGUCCUUGCAAGACCAGCACAAACAAGACGAUUCAUCCGAACCAGCAGUAGCAGAGGAUGAGGAGGAAGGGACUUCAGGUCAGCCUGCAUCUAAAAGACUGAAGGUGGAACCAGAAAAGAAAAAGGAAAAGCGGCAAAAAGUUGAUGAGGAUGAAAUACAAAAGAUGCAGGUUUUGGUGUCAUCUUUCUCUGAAGACCAGCUGAAUCGUUAUGAAAUGUACAGGCGUUCUGCCUUCCCGAAGGCUGCUAUUAAGAGGCUGAUCCAGUCCAUAACAGGAUCCUCGGUGUCCCAGAACGUGGUGAUUGCCAUGUCGGGCAUCUCCAAAGUUUUUGCUGGGGAAAUCGUUGAGGAAGCGUUGGAUGUUUGUGAGACAUGGGGAGACACGCCACCUCUUCAGCCCAAACAUAUGAGAGAGGCAGUAAGGAGGCUGAAGAGCCGCCAUCAGAUUCCCAACACGAAGUACAAAAACAUUCUGUUUCAUUGAGGAGUGCAGCUUCAAAUUACAUAUCAAUGACGACCACACUGGCCCUACUGCGAAAAUGGCACCAUUGCUCCAAGGAAAUGUUACGUCAAUGGUCCGAAGACUCACUGAGCAGAUAUCAAGAUCAGUGUCCAUACUGCUGAAGGAGCUUCGAAAUGAAAACAGCACCUUUCUUGUUCUUGCCACUGUCAUAUGAAUUCUUUGAUGAAACAUUAAGUUCAAUUUGUAUAAAGUUGAAGUAUGGUUGCAAAUACAGUAAAUUAUAUACCUGAAAAUGCUAUUACUGUUUGGCCCUUUAUACUGAAAGUUUAAAUAAUGAAUAUCCACUAUAAAAUGAAUCUUUAUUUUUUGUCAUUGUGAAGCAACUGCAGGAUGCAGGGUUCUGGAGUGUGUGUGGGUGAGUUAGGUGGUGGGUGCAUUAAUGAACCGCUGAAGCACAGUUUAAAUGUCUAUAGCAAGUGCUCAUUUAUUCUGUUAAAAUACUUCACUCACUACUGGUUCACAGAACCAAUUUCAUAUUAGUCUUAAGUGAUAAAGACAUAAAAUGCAAUAUUCUACACAAAUACUGUCCACGGGGUUCAAAACACUUGCAUCAUAGUAAGAUCUUGCAAGGCCUCACCUGUCAACAUGAGUUUAUGUAAAAAUGAGUGAUAAUUCCAGUGACGUUACUCACACAAGUGCAAAUAAAACAACACCAUAACACUUAAGUUCAUGCAUUAGAGAGAGAGAAAAAAAACAACAGGCUUUGCUUUACUGGCCAUCCUGUUUCUGCAUCACACACUUGCUCUGGGGUGCAAAGAUGUGGCGCUAGUCAAGUAAUGAGCAGAUGAAACUCCGUGCUGGAUUGCCUGCUAUACAACAUUGACAGCAGGUAGACUUGAUGUAAUCACUUAUAAAUAGGAGGACUACGAAUGGAUUCCACACCUGUUCUUGUUUUUGGUUGAUCAGUGAUACUGCUUAUAAAUGUAGUAUUCCUCAUCUCAUCUGCUUGGAAGGCAACAGAGUAACAUUGACAUGAGUGCAUUGGUGAGUUACAACCACAAGAGGUCUGCCUUGUACACGUGACGUGACCUGAGAGGUCAGUAAAUUAAUUGCCUCUAAAGGCAAAAUACCACACCACGUAUGACAAUAUAGAAUACAGUUUUUCAACAUUUAAGAAAGUCACGUAUUGAAUGUCAUACUGUACAGUGUUAUGAUGAAUGGUUACGUUGUUAUUCUGCAUUAAACAGAAAAUGCAAGUG
Messenger RNA from Phycodurus eques (leafy seadragon), 2162 nucleotides. RefSeq names its product TAF11 RNA polymerase II, TATA box binding protein (TBP)-associated factor (gene taf11). Gene Ontology annotation, molecular function: protein heterodimerization activity; transcription coactivator activity. Bases 301 to 924 code for a protein of 207 amino acids. Gene Ontology annotation, biological process: transcription initiation at RNA polymerase II promoter; RNA polymerase II preinitiation complex assembly. Gene Ontology annotation, cellular component: nucleus; transcription factor TFIID complex. NCBI's taxonomy places the organism in Eukaryota, Metazoa, Chordata, Actinopteri, Syngnathiformes, Syngnathidae. The transcript is spliced from 6 exons. The record is from RefSeq and is a predicted model, not a curated record.